Molecule: messenger RNA, 315 nt
Organism: Cutaneotrichosporon cavernicola
Lineage: Eukaryota; Fungi; Basidiomycota; Tremellomycetes; Trichosporonales; Trichosporonaceae
Exons: 2
Coding region: 1-315 (104 amino acids)
Source: RefSeq, a predicted model, not a curated record
AUGUCAUUCGAGACUGAACCACUCCUCGGCCUGCGCUACCAACGCCUCGAGUCCGAAACCGACUUGCUUGAGCGGCGCGAGUCGUCAGCCUCCAACACUUCCACUCGUACUUGGGGAUGGCGCGACGACGACCCGGCCCCCACUCCUGCUCCUGAACCUGUCCAUGAAGCGGUUGGGAUGACGACAGCAACCAAGAAACCCAAGGGCUUUGCAGCCCUCAUUAAGCGGUUCAACGAUAUUGGACGCGAUCGUAGGCGCUACGAGAAGGAGUGGAACCGGCCACCCAUCUGGGGCACAGCGUACGGAUACUGCUGA